Messenger RNA from Aspergillus udagawae, 1146 nucleotides. RefSeq lists its product as uncharacterized. NCBI's taxonomy places the organism in Eukaryota, Fungi, Ascomycota, Eurotiomycetes, Eurotiales, Aspergillaceae. The coding region runs from base 1 to 1146 and encodes 381 amino acids. The record is from RefSeq and is a predicted model, not a curated record. The transcript is spliced from 2 exons.
AUGGGAGAUGUGAGGGCCCUAUUGACCAUGGAACUACUACCGCUUAGAGGAGACGAGAAUUACAUCGGGCAGGACAAGGCAAUGCAGCGGGUCCAAGGGAACUCGGACUCGGUGCUGGAUCCGAUGUUGAAGCAAAUCUUGACCUGGUCCAGUUACCUCGAUUGGUCUCCAGGAGGGGACGCCACCUGCAUGCCGGACUCCGACUAUCCGAUGACAGGGAAUCCACACCUCCCCGCCGAUCCCUUCACUGCUGGUUACCCUGGGUCGGGAAAUACUGUACAGCCACCGCUGCUGCCCAUUGCCCAUGGGUUUACUUCACCGGAUCUGCUUCCGACUCCACCGUUGACCCAUAUCCUUGCCUCCACCCGCGCAAACCGAUCAAGUGAGAAUACUUCCGAGAUUGCUAUGGAAGCGCAAACUUCAAGCUCAUGCCUGAACUCGGCCGUCUUCCUCCUGGACGAAUUGGAGUCGCCCCAUCAUGACGGGGGCCCUGGCGAGCAGAGUCUCGACUCUAUCCUUUCGAUCUACCAAGAGAUGCUCCUCCUGUGCAAGCGGAUGAUCAACUGCGACGCCUGCCGACGGAAGUCGGAGAAUAUGAUGGUGCUCACCAUGGUGCUGGAGCGAUUGGCCAUUCUGUGCGGGGAGGUGAUUGAUGCUUUUAUCGCCCAGAGGGAAGCCAACGGGCCGGGGGACCCGCCCGUCCCCGUCGCCAUGAUGGAGAAGCAGCCGUUGGUCCUGGGCGAGUUCAAGAUCGAGCGAGGAGACUACGAGGUCAUGAUAGGGAUGCUAGUGAUACGGCGGCUGUCGGAAUUGGGAAGCCUGCUAGCCCGCAUGAAGAUGAUCAGCUCCCUCACCCGCCGCGCUCACCAGCAGGCCAGAAUGGCACGCGUGGAUCAACAUAUUAAGAACCUGUUUCGGAAGCUCACUUCCGUCUACCCUCUGGUCACCGAAUGGACAGUCGAUCCAAAUCGGCCAGUGGUCGCGGAUUCGGAGAAGUAUUUAAGUUACCGGUAUCCUUUGAAGUGCAAAAGCAAUGGACCACGGGCUCGUGGGAAUCAUGAUAUGGAUAGCCCGGCGAUGGACCCAGGUAUUUGUGUCUCAUCCCCUGGCUCACUUUCCAUGUCCCAGUCUAUCAGCUCUGAAUAA